Molecule: messenger RNA, 2796 nt
Organism: Rhea pennata
Lineage: Eukaryota; Metazoa; Chordata; Aves; Rheiformes; Rheidae
Gene: NUDT13
Product: nudix hydrolase 13
Exons: 9
Coding region: 439-1464 (341 amino acids)
Molecular function (GO): metal ion binding; hydrolase activity
Source: RefSeq, a predicted model, not a curated record
GAUUUGCAGGGAAGGCGGGAGAGUUUGGGCUGGCCUGAGACCAAGUUUGCAGUGUCUCCGUCUGUGAGUUCUCAAUAAUCCUUAGCAAAAUCUGGCACUGUGGCCCUCAGUAAGGAAGGGGUUGGACAUACGCUGUAUUUCACUAUUCCAGGUACAAUUUAUUCCUUUUCUCCCUACCCUGGUCACCUCCUGCGUGCCUUCACGGCUGCCCAUUCUGGAGCAAAGUGCAGAGCCGUUCGCAAACUCCUCCUUGAUUCAGCGCUGGCUGCCGUGCUGGAGGUUUCCACAAGCUGGGCUCUGUGAGAAGUGGGGGUGGAGAGAUCACAGCCACGUAAUCAGCACACCACAAAAUCGUUUCAGACAUGGUCUCUGUGACGGCCACGGUCCUCGCCAGCAUCUGCUGGAUCCGGCAGAGGCAGCUACCCUUAGGUGUUGAUUAUGACUGUAAUUUAUCAAGCAGUGUAUAGAAGAGCUUCCUCUCUCUUCUGCAGGUUACAUUCUACUUAUGUUAGGAAAAUGAGAUACUUAAAUGAGCUAAAAGAAGAUGAUAGCUUUUGUAGACAAGCCCAGACCUCAGGAACUUUCUACCUCUUUCACAACCUCUCCCCCUUCCUGCAGGAAGUGGGAAGGAAAUAUUUGAUACCACAGUUAAGUGCAACAGAGAUGAAGAGGGUCCUGGAGAAGUUCAAAGAAACUGAACAAUGGAUAGAAAAGUCUGUGCUGACUGGCUGUUCAGAUGAGCACGUACCACACUUUGCCUUGGAUUUAGGAGCCUUGGAGAAAUCGGUUCUUGAGUCUGAACUCAAGGGUUCAUUUACUGACUUACGAAAGGCUCUCUUCGUAGUGGAUGAGAAAGAUUCUCCUUUGCUGGCAUCGGCCCAGGCCCUUCUCCGGUGGCAUGAUUCCCACCAGUAUUGUAGCAAAACUGGACAGCCCACUCAGAAAAAUGUUGCUGGCAGCAAGCGUGUUUGCCAUGCCAGUGGAAUAACUUACUAUCCCCAGAUGUCUCCAGUGGUCAUCACCCUGGUGUCUGAUGGGAGCCGGUGCCUCCUUGCACGACAGCCGUCGUUUCCUCCGGGGAUGUACACCGCUCUGUCAGGUUUCUGUGACAUAGGUGAAACUGUGGAGGAGACAGUCCGACGAGAAGUGGCAGAAGAGGUGGGCCUGGAGGUGGAGUCGUUCCGGUAUUCAGCGUCUCAGCACUGGCCUUUUCCCAGUAGCUGCUUAAUGAUAGCAUGUCAUGUGUUGGUGAGGGCACAGCAGACCGAGAUCAGUAUGAACCGCCUGGAACUGGAGGCAGCCCGUUGGUUUGACCUGGAAGAAAUCGUGGAGGCUCUCAAGAGAGACCCCAAAGCUUCAAAACAAGAGCAUGGCUGUUUAUUACCCUGGUUUCCUCCCAAACAGGCCAUUGCUCACCAUCUGAUUCAGGAGUGGGUUAAGCAGCAGACUUCCCGGACAGCCUAGGUACAGUGACUUCUAUGCAAUUUGACUUAAAUGCAAUUUCAGCAAAGUUACAAAAAAUUCCGAAGGUACUGAAGAAAAUCUGUGUUACAGUGGGGAUGGCUCUACACCGAUGGCUGUCUCACACUAAGAUACACAAACCUACAAACCCAUUUCUACCCUGAUCAUCCUCAUACAACUCUAUCUACAGUAGAUCACCUCUGAGAUCCCCUGAUCUGCAACGAACGCACAAAAUAAUUCUUAAUCUCAGAGCACCAAACGUAUUGUGACCAGCUGCAGGUGUUGUCCAUCAAGCAACAGAAUGGUCAUCCCUGGCAGAGCUAUGUCUCACCUUUCCCCAUUUUACUCAUCUGGAGGUCUUGGAUAGAUAUCUGAACCUACAGUUUUUCCAGAAAAAAAAAGCUACAGGAGAAUGGCCUUUCCAUGUUAGCAUUCAUACAGAUUUGAAAGAUCAAAAAAAAAAAAAAAAAACAAAAAAAAACAAAAAACAAACCCACAGUUGAAAAGCCAGAGUUCGUACACUCUCCUUUUGUUCCCCUUCCCAUUAAAUCUGGUUUCAUAUAAAACAUCCUAAUCUUCUGCAAAUGCUAAAUGAGUUCUUAGUUUUAUGAUGUAUCUGAACAGCUUAAAGCAUCUCUGGAAGUAACACUUCUCCCUGCAGUAAGACAGAGCCUAAUACUUCCGCCCAAGGAAGAGAGAACAGAGCUGCCUAGUGGUAGGGAGCAGAAGAGCAAAACCUACAUAGGAGCAUUUAGAAGAACCGAGAUAAUAGAAGGGCGACAGGAACUGCUGCAAGAAAGGACUGCUCUUCUGAAAGAGAACAUUCCUGGAAAGUACAAUGCCUCUUACCCUGUGCUAACAGUCUGUGGCUUGCCUGGAGAGUUGGUCUUUUUUUACCAGUGAAAUGGCAUCAUUUCUCUAGAGAGAGAACGACAAAGAGACAGCCUGGGCAAGGAAAGCCAGGUCACAGGAACAGAUGGGUGCGCGUUUCAUCUGCUGCCGUUUCAAGCUGACACUCCUUUCUGCCUGAUUGGCAAAGUUCAAAUGCCAAGAUUGCCAAGACAUCAGUACAGAUACUUGAAGGGGACACAACGAAUGUAUCGUUGACUGUCACCGUUAGAAUUCACUGGGGGUGAACAAUGGUAAAAAUUCAGGGUCACAACAUCUGAGCAGUAAGUAAAAAGAGAGUUUUCUCACAUGUCAGGCAUAUUUUGUUUCCUCAGGUUAAUUUUACUUUAGGAAGAAAGGGAGGAGAAUCUUUCAGGCCAUGGCAGCACAUACAAGCACUUUUCCUGCCAUCGCUAACUCUUGACCAAUAAAAGCUGCAUGCUGGAA